AUGAUGCGACAUUCUCCGGCAAUAAAUUGUGAAUAUUUUGCAAUGUCACUGAUUUCGGGACAGUUCGAAGUUUCAACUUUAAAAUUAUCACAGAAAAUUGGCUUAUCCAAUAUCACUUUAGCUACCAUACAGUGUAGCCCUUAUACAACUGAUCCGGUUGAUUGCAUCGGUGGCGCAUGUUGUACCAAAUCAAACAAUCCAAUUAAAAUACCGUAUCCCGCUCCAGUAAUCUGUAGUAACGGAGGAACAGCUCUGGUGGUUGGUUGUACCACAAAAAUGUCCAAAUGGUGGGCGUAUUUUGGCUUGCAAUGUACUACUUCACAGUCAUGCAUUCCACUAGCCGGAGGAUGUCCAGUAAUAUGUAUUGAUGGAAUGUGUUGUACUAUCGAAGGUUUAUCGAUGAAAUUAUCAUGA
This is a messenger RNA of Loa loa (African eye worm), 414 nucleotides long. RefSeq lists its product as hypothetical. The record is from RefSeq and is a predicted model, not a curated record. The coding region runs from base 1 to 414 and encodes 137 amino acids. NCBI's taxonomy places the organism in Eukaryota, Metazoa, Nematoda, Chromadorea, Rhabditida, Onchocercidae. The transcript is spliced from 3 exons.